Chlorocebus sabaeus (green monkey) is the source of this 3828-nucleotide messenger RNA. The record is from RefSeq and is a predicted model, not a curated record. NCBI's taxonomy places the organism in Eukaryota, Metazoa, Chordata, Mammalia, Primates, Cercopithecidae.
GCGGGCCAGCGUGACGGGCUGGGGAGGUGGUACCAGGCUGGUUGCUAGCUGCCGCCGCCGCUCACCCCGGCCCCCCGCCGCUUCAUUGUCACCGGGCCUCUGGGUAGUGUUGGGGCGGCGGGGCGCCAGGUCGCCGACCCGAGCUUUGGGCGCGACUGGUUCCGCAUCCUUCCCCGCCGGCCGAAUCUGCAGGCCCCGCGCGCCAGGCCGGCUUCGCGGCUGGCCCCCAGCCCGCGCAGGACCUGCCUCGUCCACCAUGAAAGGCACCCGGGCCAUCGGCAGCGCCCCGGAGCGCAGCCCGGCAGGUGUGGACCUGAGUCUGACAGGUCUCCCUCCGCCUGUGUCCCGGCGCCCUGGCAGCGCCGCCACCACCAAGCCCAUCGUCCGCUCUGUCUCCGUGGUCACAGGCAGCGAGCAGAAGAAGAAGGCGCUGGAGGCCACAGGGCCUGGGGGCUCCCGGGCCAUCAACAACCUUAGAAGAUCCAACAGCACCACACAGGUCAGCCAGCCUCGGAGCGGCUCCCCCAGGCCAGCGGAGCCCACGGACUUCCUGACGCUCUUCGAGGGCAGUCCCAGUGGGAAAAAGAGGCCGGCCAGCCUGAGUACAGCCCCCAGCGAGAAGGGAGCCACCUGGAACGUCCUGGAUGACCAGCCCCGGAGCUUCACCUUGCCACCCAAUGCCCGGAGUUCCAGUGCCCUUGACUCACCGGUGGGCCCUCGGAGGAAAGAGUGCACCGUGGCCCUGGCCCCCAACUUCACUGCUAACAACAGGAGCAACAAGGGAGCCAUGGGCAACUGCGUCACCACCAUGGUGCACAACCGCUACACCCCCUCGGAGAGGGCACCCCCGCUCAAGAGCUCCAACCAGACUGCCCCCUCCCUCAACAACAUCAUCAAGGCAGCCACCUGCGAGGGCAACGAGAGCAGUGGCUUCGGGAAGCCACCAAAGAAUGUCUCCGGUGCCAGCCACUCAGCCCGGAACAAUGCUGGGGGCACCACGGGCCUGCCCAGGCGGAAGGAGGUGACAGAGGAGGAGGCUGAGAGGUUUAUCCACCAGGUGAACCAGGCCGCUGUCACCAUCCAGCGCUGGUACCGUCGCCAGGUGCAGCGGCGCCGAGUGGGAGCUGCCCGCCUGGAGCACCUGCUGCAGGCCAAGCGGGAGCUUCUUUGGCAGGAGCAGCGGCAGCGGCCAGGCGAGGGGACCCUCCUGGACCUGCACCAGCAGAAAGAGGCAGCCAGGAGGAAGGCCCGGGAAGAGAAGGCACGCCAAACCAGGCGAGCGGCCAUUCAGGAGCUGCAACAGAAACGAGCCCUGAGAGCCCAGAAGGCGAUCACAGCUGAGCGUGGGCCGCCUGAGAAUCCCAGGGAGACCAGAGCGCCAGGGACGCGGCGGCCUGCUCAGGAGCUGUCCCCCACGCCAGGCGACGCUGCCCACCAGGCCCUCAAGGCCAACAAUGCUGGGGUGCCUCCAGAGUUACUGCCCGCCCCGGGAUGCUCUCUGUGGGAUGAUGCUGUGUUCUGCUGUGCAGGUACCGGCCUCCCUGCUGCAGGCCCUGGAGACUGCUGCCUGCCCACCUCCAGUUCGUCCCCAGAACCACAGCAGCCUCCAGAGGACAGGACGCAGGUCUGGGACGUUCUCGCCCAGGAUGCAGCUGGGGACAACCUGGAGACGGUGACCCCGAGCAGGGGCAGCACCAAAUCCAGAGGGCCCCUGGAGGAGCUGCUGCACACGCUGCAGCUGCUGGAGAAGGAGCCGGAGCCGCUGCCCCGCCCCAGGGCCCAUCACAGGGGCAGAUACGCCUGGGCCAGUGAGGAGGACGAUGCCAGCUCUCUGACAGCUGACAACCUGGAGAAAUUUGGAAAACUCAGUGCGUUCCCCGAACCCCCUGAGGAUGGGACGCUGCUCUCGGAGGCCAAGCUACAAAGCAUCAUGAGCUUCUUGGACGAGAUGGAGAAGUCUGCGCAGGACCAGCCGGACCCCCAGCAGGGGUGGGUGCUGGAGGCGGGGCCCGGGCCCCUGGAGCUGGGGUCCGAGGCGAGCACGUCGGUGAUGCGGCUGAAGCUGGAGGUGGAGGAGAAGAAGCAGGCCAUGCUGCUGCUGCAGAGAGCGCUGGCGCAGCAGCGAGACCUCACGGUCCGGCGGGUCAAGGAGACAGAGAAGGCAUUGAGCCGGCAGCUACAGCGGCAGAGGGAGCACUACGAGGCCACCAUCCAGCGGCACUUGGCCUUCAUCGACCAGCUGAUCGAAGACAAGAAGGUCCUGAGUGAAAAGUGCGAGGCUGUGGUGGCCGAGCUGAAGCAGGAGGACCAGAGAUGCACUGAGCGUGUGGCCCAGGUGCAGGCGCAGCACGAGCUGGAGAUUAAAAAACUCAAAGAACUAAUGAGUGCCACUGAGAAAGUCCGCCGGGAGAAGUGGAUCAGUGAGAAAACCAAGAAGAUCAAGGAGGUCACUGUCCGAGGCCUGGAGCCCGAGAUACAGAAGCUGAUUGCCAGGCACAAGCAGGAGGUGCGGAGGCUCAAGAGCCUUCAUGAGGCGGAGCUGCUGCAGUCGGACGAGCGGGCCUCACAGCGCUGCCUGCGCCAGGCCGAGGAGCUGCGGGAGCAGCUUGAGCGGGAGAAGGAGGCGCUGGGCCAGCAGGAGCGCGAGCGUGCUCGGCAGCGGUUCCAGCAGCACCUGGAGCAGGAGCAGUGGGCGCUGCAGCAGCAACGGCAGCGGCUGUACAGCGAGGUGGCCGAGGAAAGGGAGCGACUGGGCCAGCAGGCAGCCAGGCAGCGGGCGGAGCUGGAGGAGCUGAGGCAGCAGCUGGAGGAGAGCAGCUCUGCGCUGACCCGAGCCCUGAGGGCGGAGUUUGAGAAGGGCAGGGAGGAGCAGGAGCGCCGGCACCAGAUGGAGCUGAAGGCCCUGAAGCAGCAGCUGGAGCUGGAGAGGCAGGCGUGGGAGGCCAGCUGUGCUAGGAAGGAGGAGGCGUGGCUGCUGAACCGGGAACAGGAGCUGAGGGAAGAAAUCCGGAAAGGCCGGGACAAGGAGAUCGAGCUGGUUAUUCACCGGCUGGAGGCCGAUAUGGCACUGGCCAAGGAAGAGAGUGAGAAGGCUGCUGAGAGUCGCAUCAAGCGCUUACGGGACAAGUACGAGGCAGAGCUCUCCGAGCUGGAGCAGUCGGAGCGGAAGCUUCAGGAGCGGUGCUCCGAGCUGAAGGGCCAGCUUGGGGAGGCCGAGGGUGAGAAUCUGCGUCUGCAGGGCCUCGUGCGGCAGAAGGAGCGGGCGCUGGAGGACGCGCAGGCCAUGAACGAGCAGCUUUCUAGCGAGCGUAGCAACCUGGCCCAGGUGAUCCGCCAGGAGUUCGAGGACCGGCUGGCAGCCUCUGAGGAGGAGACGCGGCAGACCAAGGCCGAGCUGGCCGCGCUGCAGGCCCGCCAGCAGCUGGAGCUGGAGGAGGUGCACCGGAGGGUGAAGACGGCCCUCGCGAGGAAGGAGGAGGCUGUGAGCAGCCUCCGGACACAGCACGAGGUGAGUCCCUGUGGCCAGCCCUUCGGGACCUCGGGGCUGGGAGCAGGCCUGACCCUGCGGGUGUGUUGCAGGCUGCGGUGAAGCGGGCCGACCACCUGGAGGAGCUGCUGGAGCAGCACAGGCGGCCCACACUGAGUACCAAGUGACCAGGAUGCUGGGAACACUGCUGAAGAACGGAAGGCAGAGGACAGAGGCUGGACAUGGCCCGGAGGCCCACGGGGAUGCUCACCUGCCCCCUGCAGAGGCUGGUGGUUGAGAUGCACAUGGCUGAGCACCUGUGGCUGCAUUUUAACAGUAAAGGAGGCCGUCGUUUUCAGUGC